Molecule: messenger RNA, 1348 nt
Organism: Clupea harengus (Atlantic herring)
Lineage: Eukaryota; Metazoa; Chordata; Actinopteri; Clupeiformes; Clupeidae
Product: ADAM metallopeptidase domain 19b
Exons: 11
Coding region: 161-1348 (395 amino acids)
Biological process (GO): membrane protein ectodomain proteolysis
Molecular function (GO): metalloendopeptidase activity
Source: RefSeq, a predicted model, not a curated record
CAGCACGAGUUACAUCAUCGAGCCGCUGGCCAAUCAGACAGAGCCGUGGGGCAGCCACACCCUCUUCCGUGCCGAGACUCUGAAGCUGCCUGCAGGGACCUGCUAUCAUCACCGUGGCAACCAGAGUGAAGCUAAGCAACUGAGAGAGCUGAUUGGUGGAAUGGCUCGUUCACACGAUAGCAUCAGGGAGCGGAGGGACAUCAGCCGGAACAUGAAAUACGUGGAGCUGCUAUUGGUGGCCGACCACGCCGAGUUUGUGAAACGGGGCCAGGACAGAGAGAAAGUAAAGAUGACACUGAUGGAAGCUGCAAACUACGUAGACAAGUUUUAUAAGCCCCUGGGAGUGCGUAUCGCGGUGACGGGUCUGGAGGUGUGGAACGAUGCGGAUCGGAUCAGUGUGUCUGAGAACCCCUUCACCACGCUGGGCGCCUUCCUGUCCUGGAGACGCAAGCAGCUGCCACACCUGGCCAAUGACAACGCUCAGCUCAUCAGUGUGGUGUGUGUUCAGGGGCCGGCCAUUGGAUUGGCUCCACUGAAGGCCAUGUGUUCUGAAUACCAAUCAGGAGGAGUCAACUCAGAUCACUCUGAGAGUGUGUUUGGCGUGGCUGCUACACUGGCUCAUGAGCUGGGGCAUAACUUCGGCAUGAGCCACGACAGCCCAGGAUGCUGCCAGGAGAAUCCAGACAACGGGGGCUGCAUCAUGGCUGCUGCCACAGGGUCUCCGUUCCCCCGUGUGUUUAACACGUGUAAUCAGCGGGAGCUGCAGCACUACCUGAGUUCUGGGGGGGGCAAGUGUCUGUCCAACCCCCCCAGCCCAAGAUCACGCGUGGGGGGGGCGCACUGUGGAGACGGAUACCUGGACGAGGGGGAGGAGUGUGACUGCGGACAGGAGGAGGAGUGUUUGAGUGCUUGCUGUAAUGCUGCUAACUGCACUCUGAAGGCAGGAGCUGAAUGUGCUCACGGAGUCUGCUGUCACAACUGCAAGCUGAGGCGGCCAGGUGAGGUGUGUCGGCCCACUGCAGGGUCAUGUGAUCUGCCAGAGUUCUGUGACGGCACCUCGGAGGCGUGUCCAGAUAACCACUUCCUAUUGGACGGCUCAGAGUGUGCAGGCGGGGCUUACUGCUACACGGGGAUGUGCCUUACGCUGCAGCAGCAGUGUGUGUCACUGUGGGGCAGUGGUGCCCGUGUUGCCCCAGAGGUGUGUUUCACUGAGGUGAACAGAGCUGGAGAUCAGUAUGGGAACUGUGGCAAAGACCUGCAAGGAAACUACAGAAGGUGCAGCCACAGAGAUGCCGUUUGCGGUAAGAUCCAGUGUGUGUCUGGGUUCGGCGCGUCCGGUGGGCAGUAA